CUGGAGCUGCUAAAAAGCGCGAAUUUUCUCUAAACCAAUCGCACCUGGUCACAUGCGAGCAAAGCUAGAGGCGCAGCAGGAGCACACGCGCCAGUGUUUGGGCACCAGGCUUCUUUACAGGAGUUUACCGGGCUUUCUGUGGAAAAACGAUCACCUCUACGGGUUGGGUCUGCUUUUUUUAAUCCGCGCUGGGGUGAGGAGAUAGCUUCAGUUAAGUUCAAAACCUAAAAGGAGCGUGUAGGGUCUGAGCAGCAUGCCUGCAGCGAGCAGGAGAGUGUGUGUGCCGCUCGUCGUGUUUUUUUUCACGGUGUGUGUGGAUCUGGUGGUGGUGUGUUUCCCCACUAGACAGCAGAAGAGCACGGUCCCGAGAAUCAGACACAGCGCUGCUGCUCCUGAGACACAUAUUCGAAAAGCUUCAAGUGACAUUAUCCAAGGCCAUUACCUACAGGAAAAUCAGGUGCAGAGUGUGUUGGUUGGCUCACAGCAGCGCUGGCGGUCCCAGCAUCAUUCUCUAGGAUUCCUACCACAGCCUGAGUCUAAAGAGGAAUCUUACAUAUUGGAUCUCAAGAAGUUUCCUGACUUGGCCAGGGCUGACAUUGGCUCUCAAAACCCCAACAUUCAGGUAACCAUAGAAGUGGUAAACACCCCCCCAGUGGAAGUUGAGGUGGAUCUGGUUAGAGAGCACAACAGUGACUGGCCCAUCUCCUCCUCUUCCCCCUCCUCUGUUAAUGACUGGCUCAGUGGUAAGAUGUUGUUCUGGCCUCUCUUUUGGGGCUACACUGAUGUGGAUUCAGGUGAGGACGGAAUGAGGCAGGCAGUGACGGGCAUAAAUGAGGAGAAGGAGGAGGAAGAAAAAGAAGAAGAGAAAGAGGAGGACUACACAUCUGACUAUGACAGUGGAGAACCCCUACCAAGCGGGCUAGGUGGGAUUGAUGGUGAAUGGGACAGCCAGCGGAACCUGGGCUGGGACUCCACACAUACCUAUUAUGAGAAAAAGGAAUGGAGUCGCUGGACCUCUUGCUCUGUCACCUGUGGCCAUGGUAAUCAGACACGUUCCCGCACAUGUGGAGAUUUUUGCAUAUCCACUGAAUCCCGCAGUUGUGAUCUUGACCCAUGCCCAGAUAAUUUAAACCCAAUCUCAAAUGUGUUCCCUUUUGAGAUGGAGAAUGGAACAGAACCAUUUGGCACAGACAUUGACAGCUGUGAUAAGUGGCUUAACUGUAAAAGCAAGUUCCUCCAGCGCUACCUGCAGCAGGUCCUCAUGGAAUUGCCCAGCUGCCCCUGCAUUUAUCCCUCUGAGGUUUUCCAAGGUAUGGUCACUUUGCAAGACAAGGGCCACAAUCAAACAUUCCACUGGAAGGACGCCAGUGACCUGAAGGAGCACUUGGACAUCUAUAAGCCUUCUGCGAGCAGCUGCUUACGCUCUGCUCUGUCAGCAGAGGGCACCACGCUGGCUGCCCAGCACUGCUGCUACGACAGCCAGGGCCAGCUGAUCACUCGGGGCAAAGGGGCAGGCACCCCAAACCUCAUCAGCACAGAAUUCUCACCUGAGCUGCACUUUAAAGUGGACGUACUGCCCUGGAUCCUCUGCAAGGGAGACUGGAGCCGUUUUCAUGCUGUGCGCCCCCCCAAUAAUGACCUCCACUGCCCUGAAAACCCCCACCAGGACAUUUUUCUAAAUGAGCUUGAGGAGGCCAAGGAGUACUAAUACAAUGCACUAGUACACUGCAAAACCUGCCCUGUAUGAAUUUCAACUUCAGCAUUCCUUCCUACUUCCACACAUAAACCAUCCUACAGCUGUUUUCCAACCUCUAAAAUGUGCAACAUGUUUUAAGUAUAAUUGUGUAUUUUUGUUUUCAGUGUUAGGAUUUGUUUGACCAGCAGUCAAAAAUGAUACACAUACAAGCACACCCAGUCUUGUAAAAAAUCUGUUAUGACAUGUUAAGCUAGUCAUUUAUUUAACAAGACAAGCUACAUGCAGCACAUUUAAUUGUUGGUCAAAGCUUUAGGCUAAGGAACAUCCACCAUGAUCAAACAGAAUUUUUGUUUUUAUUUUUUUGUAGGCAUGAGAAAUUAUUUGUUUGGGAGCUUUUCCCAAAGACAAUUUGAGAAGAGAGUGAUGCAUAAACAGUAAUACUUUGGUUCAGUUGGAAACUACUCUAAUAUUCAUAAUGCAGUUAUUUUUUUCAAGUGGUAAUCAAUGUAGCAGAAAUUGAAAAACAGGUUUUAUAUAAAAAAAAAACUUUUACGAUGCAGUCUGGAUAUUCAUUUUGAAUUAUAACUUUAUUCUAAAUGCUAGAUAUCAUUUUUUAUUAGUGUGAAGUCAUGUACAGCUCUGUUGACCAUUCUGAACACAUUUAGAAUUUCAAACGUUAAAACCUUUUCCUAAAAUGACUUUAAAAGUUCUCUUUUGUGGGGGAAAAAGAGACAAUAGUAAUUCCAAUUCCUGGUCAACUAAUGUCACCAGGCUUUAAUGAAGUUCCUUUCUGACAAAGAACACCAGGCUUAUCCAUAAAGACUUUGGGUUAUUGGGAUAUUAGAGAGGGUAACUUUCACUGCCAACUUAGAAUAGCUUAAUUUGCUUAUUUCUUCAGUUAAAGCCUCAUUAGAAACUACAAUUUAGGUAGAUAUGCAGGAGCACAAAAGAAAAAAAGGUUUUGUGUGUGAUUUGUAUUCUUGUCAGUUUUUACUGUGGUUAAUAAGUUAUUGAAUAAGGCAAGUUGCCUGGGAGCUGAAUAUAUUGUUAAAGUGUGUGCUUCAGAUAGCUUUUCAAGUACAUACAUAUUUGCAUACACAUUAAGAUGAUACUUUAUUUAAAUUAUAUUCAAAUGAAUCUGUAUACUGUUUGUUAAUGUUAUUAUUGUGAAGGGAUUUUUCUACAGUAUUUCUUUUAAAUAUCAGUUAUGGCAAAUACUUUGUAUGAAUUCUUCAGUACAUGUUGGAUGUUUGUACAGUAUUUAUUGUCUUAUUUUCUUUACUUUGUUUAGACUUUGACUUAGAUCCAGGACAGAAGGGAAAUCAUUUGCCUUGUAUCAAUUUAACAAUAUGUCAAAGGGGGAAGGAGAAAAAAAAAAUAAUCGCACAGUAUUUUAAUGCUCUGGAAGCUGAAAUCUGUGUUGCAAUUUGUACAGGGAUGAGUAAAAAAAGAACACGUUCUUUUGCCUCACAUGAUGUGUCGAUCUUGACAUCCCAAUAGUUAAAGCUUACUCAAGCUGUCUUUACUAGCAUAAAACUACCAGACUCCAUAAAUUCCCCAAACUGCAGUUUGGCCUGGCAAUCAGAAUGCCUAUAUCAUACAUUGCUAUAUCUUCGACAGGGCAAAAUUAACUUGCAAAUGUAAAUGUUUUGUUCCUUUUUUUCCUCAGCCUUAACAAGUAACAUCCAGGGACAGUCGACCGAUCUGCCUGGCAAGAAAACUUUCACAUGUGUGGCAAUCUGGUUUCAAUUGGAGAACCCAGGCCACAGUUUCAUUCUGGGAUGCCUAGGAAUGAGCAAAACAUUCCACUUUUACUUUUGUUUAUUCUUCUACAAACCUGCUAUAUCUUCUCCAUCAGAAACAAACAAAGCUGAAGGAUCAACGGGCUCUUUUUAUUCAAAAGCAGUCAGGGAAUAGCUGACUAUAUGGACUAUUAUAUAUACUAUCUGAAUAUGGAGCUAAAAGUCACAUACACACAAACACUGUGUGACACCCACCGAGUCACAAUUUAGAGACUUUUAAUCCGACUACGCCACCUAGGAGUGGUGGAGUCCUAGG
Molecule: messenger RNA, 3754 nt
Organism: Astyanax mexicanus (Mexican tetra)
Lineage: Eukaryota; Metazoa; Chordata; Actinopteri; Characiformes; Acestrorhamphidae
Gene: ism2b
Product: isthmin 2b
Exons: 6
Coding region: 254-1708 (484 amino acids)
Source: RefSeq, a predicted model, not a curated record